AAGAGCAGAGCUGCAGUCGACACUAACUUCUCUGUGUCUGAGUUUGCUGUUUUCUUCUUCAACACCUGAGUCAGCCAGCGAGUUCAGAAAUGUCUUCUGGCACCUACGUGUGGUCUGAAGAUCAGUUCCUGUGCUCCAUCUGUCUGGACGUGUUCGUCAGUCCGGUCACCACGCCAUGCGGCCACAACUUCUGCAGAACCUGCAUCACUAAAAACUGGGAUGGAAGCAGUAUCUACAAGUGUCCUCUGUGCAACGAGCAUUUCACCUCCAAGCCUCAGCUAAGGACCAACACUUUGCUCUCUGAGAUGGUUGAUCAGUUCAGACGUGAAGCUCACCAACAAGCCGUCAAACCAGGAGAAGUUCCCUGUGACAUCUGCACGGGACCCAAACUGAAGGCCGUGAAAGCCUGCCAGGUGUGCCUGCUCUCCUUCUGUCAGACACACCUGGAGCCUCACCUGACCGCUCCACGGCUGAAGAAACAUCAGCUGAUGGAGCCUGUGAAGAACCUGGAAGACAGGAUGUGCAUGGAACACGACAGACCUCUGGAGCUGUUCUGUAGGACCGACCGGAUGUGUGUCUGCUCGCUUUGUCCCGUCUUAGGUCACAAUAACCACAAGCUGGUUCCUCUGAGAGAAGAAUCUGAAGGAACGAAGGUAAAGCUGAAGAACACGGAGGCCGAAGUUCAGCAGAUGAUCUGGAGCAUGAGACUGAAGGUCCAGGAGAUCACAGAGUCGGUGAAGAUCAGCAAAGAUGCUGUGGACAGGGAGAAAGCAGGAGGCGUUUGGGUCCUCACAGCGCUGAAGGAGUCUGCUGAGCGAGGCCUGAAGGAGCUCCUCAAGGAGAUAGAAGACAAACAGGAAACUACAGAGAAACAGGCUGAAGUCUUCAUCAGAGAUCUGGAACAGGAGAUCUUAGUGCUGAUGAAGAGGAGCUCCGAGAUGAAGCAGCUCUCCCAGGCUGAAGACCACCUCCAUGUCGUCCAAAGCUUCUCCUCCCUGAAAGCCACUCCACCCACCAAGACCUGGUCGGAGGUCAGAGUUCGCCCACCGCCAGUUGACAAGAUCGUGGCGAGAGCUGUGGCUCAGGUGGAGGAGGAGAUGAAGAAGAUAAUAAAGGAGGCGGAGCUGAAGAGGGUCCGGCAGUUUGCAGUGGACGUGACUCUGGAUCCUGACACAGCUCAUCCUAAGCUCAUCCUGUCCGAUGACAGAAAACAAGUGGAAGUGGAUGAUGUUUGGAGGAGCCUUCCAGACAACCCAGAGAGAUUUUCCAAGUGUGUUUCUGUUUUAGGCCAGCAGAGUUUCUCUUCAGGCAGAUUUUACUCUGAGGUUCAGGUUAAAGGGAAGACUAAGUGGAGUUUAGGAGUGGCCACAGAGUCCAUCAACAGGAAGAGAAUAACUCCACUGAGUCCUCAGAACGGGUUCUGGGCCGUUAUGUUGAGGAAUGUAGAUGAGUACACAGCUUGUGCUGUCGCCCCGGUCCGUCUCCAUCUCCAGCCCGGUCCUGAGAAGGUGGGGGUGUUUGUGGAUUAUGAGGGGGGUCUGGUCUCUUUCUAUGAUGCAGUUGCUGAAGAUCUGAUCUACUCUUUUACAGGCUGUAGCUUCGCUGAGAAACUCUACCUGUUCUUUGAUCCCUGUAACAAUGAUGGAGGUAGAAACUCUGCUCCCAUGAUCAUCUGUCCUAUAAAUCAGGCUGGUCGUUGAUCUGAUGCUGAUGAAGCGCCAUCCAGAUCUUCUUUUUUAUAUUUGUUAUUUAGAGCUGAUCAUACAUAUUUAGAGUAUUUAUGAUCAGACAACUGCUUCACAAAAGCAGGAUUCAGAAAUCCAGGAUAUGAGAUAAAGUUGGGCUUGAGAUAAUCAUAAUGGAAUCAGUUUCGUUUCACAAAGCCCAAAUCAGGCUCAGGAGGCGCGACUAUGUUGAGCCAGGCUGAAGUAAUUCAGGUGAAUGAGCCUCUACAGAUUUCUUUCAACAGACCAUGAGAGAUAUCUUUUCCCUGCUAGCUGGACAAGAUAAGUUCCCAUGGCAACAUAUUCACUACUGUCUUUGUGAAACCGAAUCAAAGCUCAAUUCAGCCAGGAUAUCCAGAAGCCCGGCUCAUUCCGCUGCCCUGGUGUUGCGAAGCUGGCCUCCAGUUUGUGGUUCUGCUGUAAGAUAUUCUCCAAAAUCUAGAAACACAAAUGAACUCAUUUAAAGCUAUAAGACUGAUAACAGAUAUACAUGAUAUGCUAAAGAGACCCAGUUACUUUUAUUGUAACUGGUGUUUGGUUUGUUUUUAUUUGAUCGGAUCAGAUUAAUUCUAUACUGUAAUCUAGAUUAUAAAUGGAGAGACCUGGUCGGUUGGUAACUAAUAAAAUGACCAAACUAUCUGGUCUCUGUCUUUUAUUUUGAUGUGUAAA
This is a messenger RNA of Gambusia affinis (western mosquitofish), 2393 nucleotides long. Its product is annotated as E3 ubiquitin-protein ligase TRIM39-like. The record is from RefSeq and is a predicted model, not a curated record. The coding region runs from base 90 to 1700 and encodes 536 amino acids. Gene Ontology annotation, molecular function: protein binding; zinc ion binding. The transcript is spliced from 2 exons. Lineage: Eukaryota; Metazoa; Chordata; Actinopteri; Cyprinodontiformes; Poeciliidae.